GCGCUUCCUUCUUGGCUACGUUCUGCGUUCUGCGGGGCUGCCGGCGCCGGGGCUGCGCGGGGCCCGGCUCCACCAUGGCCGAAAGCCUUCCCGUCCCGGAGCUUGGGCGUCGGGCGUCGGGGCCUCGCGUGCAGCGAGCCCGGGCCCCGCCCGCUGCCGCCAGAGGCUCGUGUCCGACCCUCCUGCCCGGAAGAGCCGGCCCGACAUCCUCUGACUCAAGCUCUGCAGGUUCUUGCUUUUCCAGACAGGGCAGUGUAUGAAGCCAGGGGUCAUCGGCCAUGCUCCAGACAGCGUGGUCCCAGGAGCCAGUGACCUUUGAGGAUGUGGCCGUGUACUUCACCCAGGACCAAUGGGUCAGCUUGGCCCCUGCACAGCGGGCCCUGUACAGGGAGGUGAUGCUGGAGAAUUAUGCAAACGUGGUUUCCCUGGCAGCAUUUCCAUUCCCCAAACCAGAUCUGGUAUUCCAGCUGGAGCGAGGGGGAGCACCAUGGGGCCUGGAUGCCUGGACAGCCAUCGGGGCAAAGGCCCUGAGAGGCAUCAGCACAGGUGGUGGAGCUCAGACUGAGAAUGAAGAGCAGACUCCAGAGCUGAACAUUUCUAAAGGACCAGAGCCACACAGACUGAUGGCAGAGGUGCUGCGGAUGGAGGUCCCCCAGCCCCCUCACUUGGAGAACAGCUUAGAGAGGCUGCAACAAGAUGAAAUGGGAAAGAAACCCAACUCAGAGAAAGGAGCUUUCACAGUCUCGCCAGUCCAGGAUCUUAAAUCCCCCACUGUUGAAAGGGAGGAGCUAGCCAGACAGUUGGAAGGAAGCUGUGGUGUUUACAUACAUCUCAUUACAAAGCAGGGCCUCCUGGGAGAACAAGUGUUUUAUAAAUGUGGUGAGCCUGGCAUACAUUUCAACCGACAUUCAAACCUUCCCCAGCAUCAGAGCAAUCACAUGGCUGAGAAGCCCUACGAGUGCAAAGAAUGUGGGAAAGCCUUCAGGUACAACUCGAAACUGUCCCGGCACCAGAAAACCCACACUGGGGAGAAACCGUACUCGUGCCAGGAGUGUGGACAAGCCUUCAGUCAAAAUUCCCACCUCCUUCAGCAUCAGAAACUCCACGUGGGAGAGAAGCCCUAUGAAUGUAAGGAGUGUGGGAAAACCUUCAGCUACAACUCAAAACUUAUUCGGCAUCAGCGAAUCCACACUGGGGAGAAACCCUUCAGAUGUAAGGAAUGUGGGAAGGCUUUCCGGUGUAGCUAUGACUGCAUCAUCCAUGAGCGAAUUCACACCGGGGAGAAGCCCUACAGAUGUAAGGAGUGUGGGAAAAGUUUCAGCUCGAAUUCAGUCCUGAUCCAGCAUCAGAGAAUCCACACUGGGGAGAAACCUUACGAAUGUAAAGAGUGUGGCAAGGCCUUCCGCCGGAGUUCGGUGUUUCUCCAGCACCAGAGGUUCCACACGGGGGAAAGACUCUAUAAAUGUAAUGAAUGUUGGAAAACUUUUAGUUGUGGCUCACGCUUCAUAGUACAUCAGAGAAUCCACACUGGGGAGAAGCCUUAUGAAUGCCAGGACUGUGGGAAGGCCUUCAAUCAGAAAAUCACCCUGGUUCAGCACCAGCGAGUUCACACCGGGGAGAAACCUUAUGUGUGUAAGGUGUGCGGGAAAUCCUUCAAGUGGAGUGCAAGUUUCAUUCAGCAUCAGAAACUGCAUACUAGGAAGCAGCCCGCCCAAGUUACAGGGCCGUCCACAGUGAAGCCCCAUGGCCCCACUUCAGUCCUCUCCCCUCUGCCUCCCCACCACACGGGCCCGGCCCCAGCCCUGCCAGGGUCUCCCCCCUGCUCUCCUCCUCGGGCAGUGCUCCCCGCUCCCUCCAUGCCUCUCUUCGUGCUGCUCCCCUCCUCUGAAAUGGCCAGUUCUUCACAUGUCCAAAUAGUGCACUUUCAGGAUCUGGCUUCUCCUGAGAAGUCAUCCCCUUACAGCCUUUAUCUCAUUCCCCAUGAGCUCCCUCGUGUCCUCCUCCAUUGCAUCUACAGUAGCAGUUUCCUGUGAGCUCCUAGUCGCAUCUUUAUUGGUACUCCUCUGGUCUCCUGUUAAGUCAGUCAUUAUUGUUUUCCCAGCUCCAUUUAAGUUCUCACACUUGAGGACCGUGUUUGACUACUCUCUUCUGUUCUCUGGGUAGGAAAUGGUAGUAUUUGUUCUUUUUAGUGUCCAGUGUUGGCCUGCCAUCAGUCUGCUCCUGCCUUCUGGGGCUACUAGGGUUAGAAGAAUUGGCAUAACAUUUUUGAUUCUUGGAGGGUGGCAUUACAAUGAGACGGGCCAUCCUAAUUCAAGAAGUACAGAAAAUGCAAAGUCUGUGGGAGGAAGUGAUCAGAAAAAGUAUCCGAUGAUUACUUUUAGGAUUUAAGAAGGACCAUUUUCUGGGGCAGGUAGCAAGGUUCAUUAUGGAGAAUCUGAGCCUUGGAUUUUUUUUUAACACCUUCAUAAUGACUAUUAUGAUCAUCUUGUGUAACUAAACUAUAGAACAAGGAAAUCAGUGAAAAGAAUAUGAAUGAAAGGCUGUGCGGUUUUUCUGUUUGGGUUUCUUUGCUAUUCCCAUCCAUAUGUUUUUAGUCUCCACUCAAAUAUGUAGGUAUAAAAAGUGACUUGGGUUUGUGCAGUUGAGGGCAGGUACCAGGGUGUAGUAAUCUCUAAAUUACACAUGGAGUAACCUUGUUGGCAUGACGCUGAGGGACACCAGAGGAAGGGAGAAGAGAAACCCAACAAUGACUUGCUUCUCUGCCUUGGAAGACAGUCUCUUCCUGAUCAGUUACCAUAUGUGUGCUCAACACGUCCUCACACCUACUCCAUGUCCCCUGUGACUGAUUGUAAGUGGUGGCACUUUUAAAUUAAUUUCCCAAUGAGCUACUUUGGUAACACCAGAGAGAAGAGUUUAAAGGAUGCUAAUAUUAACCAGAUGUAAUGAUCUCACUGGUUUGGCCAUGCUUUCCAUCUGGUGGUUAGAGGCCUUGACCUUUCUCACAGUCACAGCUUCAGGAUGUUGUAGCCACAUGGAAAGUUACUUUAAAUCAUGUGGGAGUAAAUACUCAGAAAGUGAUACGCAUAUUAUAAUUAUAACACCAUGAAAUUAUAUCUGCAAGGGAGGGCCUAGAAAGACAUUCUGGUGUGUGUGUGUGUGUGUUUUAAGACAUUCUGUUUUUGGUUUUGAUUUUAGUCAGGUUUAUUGAGAUAUACUUUAUAGACAGUAAAAUCCACCCUUUUAAAGUAUACAGUUUGGUGAGUUUUGACAAAUGAAUACAGUUGUAUAACCAAGAUACAGAAAAUUUCUCUUACCCCCCAAAGUUCCCUCAGCACAGGCAGAAAUUUAAAUGGUUAGUAGGAUGUUAAGGAUUUUAAUUUUUGUUCCUUCAUAAGGUUUGUGCAAUAUAUAGAAUUCAGGGGAAUAAAGGGCAAAAACCAAACUUACUUACCCAGCUGUGGUCAGAGCUUUCAGAUAUGCCGAGAUCUCUCAUCCAGAAUGAUGGUUAAGAAAAGCAGUCAAAAUGUAGGAAAAUGACAAUAACUGUGGUUUCUUUGACAUAUUCCUGACACGCGCACAUACAUAUAUACAUGUAUAUGUAUAUGUGUGUGUCAGAAAUAUCUAUAUAUAAUGUAUAUUUAUACAUAGUGUGUGUGUAUGUAUAUAUAUAUGUAUGUGUGUGUGUGUGUGUGUGUGUGUAUAGAUAUAAAUUUUGUUCUAUUUAUUUCCCAGAAACAGCAUUAAACAGAAAGGGCUUCAGGGUGCCUGGGAGGAUUACAGCAAGGAAGGCUGAGGGGUGAGAAAUCCUAAAUUAGCUAGACAGAAAAGAGCAAUUUCUAAAUAUAAUUUGGAAGGUAGCAAAUUAUAUGACAAGAAAGCAAGGAGUGUAGGAAAAAAUAAACGGAUCUCCUCUGGGCUGAAAAUGGCUUUUGAGUUCUCACAGCCAAGAGAUUUACAGGUUUCUGACUUUAAUGAUUUGUAUUUACUCAUUUCUACCUUUAUCCAUUCAUUUCAAUUGGCAUUUAGGGUUUUCCCUCAUUGUUAAUGGAAUGUUACUACACAGCCUCCACAGCACCCACGAGGUGCUGAAGGACAGUAACAAACUGGGGAUGAGGAUUGGAGAGGGGUGCUGGUUAUGUUGUUAUUUCACUUUCAGAGAAAACCAAAACUCUUAAAAGAACACAAUGUUGGAAUUUAAGUUAUGUAUGAGUUUAUUUUUACACUUCUGUCCUUUCUGUGAGUUAUAUUAUGGCCCUUUUCAAAAAGACACCUGAAUAUCCAUCCAGUAAGUGCCAGACACCUGGCUGCAAUGUUGGUCCCUGCAUUAGGCUGCUCUAUGUCUCCUGGCAACUAAGAUUUCUUUCUUCUGUAAUGCCUGGAAGUUUAGUGCAGUUUAUCUUUAACAGUCUUCGCCCGGAGGUGUUGAUCAUCCUGGAGUAAUGCUUCUUGGCCCACAAUGAGCUCAGUCUGUGCAUUCAGAUCUCCCUUUGUUAAUGGCUUGUGACUGGCCAGUAUUGGGGUAGAGUUGCUGGUGAGGUUAUGUGAAAUGGGAAGUUGGUCCUCGGAUUUCCUCUGUGCUCUGUGUCCGGGGUAAACAGGUACUUCUGGCCAUAGAUUGAGUGAAGGUGAAACUCUGCGGUUCUUGGGCCUUUUUCUUAGCGGUGUAUAUGUGUAGUUGACUCAGCAGUGGCAAGGCUGGCUCCCUGGUUAUAGCUUUCCAUCUAAUUCAUUUCUGGUUAUAGUUGUGUUUCUCCUCUUUUCACAGCCACUCCAACACUGAAGCUCUAACAUGAGUUGUUGAUUUAAAAAAACAAAAUACAAAAAAAA
Molecule: messenger RNA, 4827 nt
Organism: Vicugna pacos (alpaca)
Lineage: Eukaryota; Metazoa; Chordata; Mammalia; Artiodactyla; Camelidae
Source: RefSeq, a predicted model, not a curated record